Molecule: messenger RNA, 2627 nt
Organism: Anopheles stephensi (Asian malaria mosquito)
Lineage: Eukaryota; Metazoa; Arthropoda; Insecta; Diptera; Culicidae
Gene: Mcm7
Product: DNA replication licensing factor Mcm7
Exons: 3
Coding region: 134-2287 (717 amino acids)
Biological process (GO): DNA strand elongation involved in DNA replication; DNA replication; double-strand break repair via break-induced replication
Cellular component (GO): nucleus; MCM complex
Molecular function (GO): single-stranded DNA binding; ATP binding; single-stranded DNA helicase activity
Source: RefSeq, a predicted model, not a curated record
AGGUACUACAGCUCCACGGAACGGAACGUUCCAAGCAAGCUUCAUCAGUUUUGGCGCGCUUUGCAUACUGCAAACAUUAUUUCUCUGUUGUGUCCUCUAGUUUAUAGCGUUAUUUGCCAAUAAAGUGAAGAAAAUGCAGCGCGAUUACGCCAAAGAUAAAGAAACAAUCAAAUCCUUUCUGGCGGAAUUUUACCGCGAGGAGGACGAUGGGAAGAAGAACUUCGUUUACGCACGCCAGCUGACAAAGAUUGCGCACCGGGAGCAGAUACAGCUAAUCAUCGAUAUGGACGAUCUGGUCAGCUACCGGGAUGAGGUGGCCGAAGCCAUGCAGAUGAACGCCCGCCGGUAUGUGAAGCUGUUCUCCGAUGCCGUAUUUGAGCUGCUUCCCUCGUACAAGGAGCGUGAGGUGAUGAACAAGGACACGCUGGACAUCUUCAUCGAGCAUCGGCUGAUGAUGCAGGGCCGGCUGCACAACCCGAACGAUGCUCGGGACGCUCGCAACAACAUUCCGAUGGAGCUGAUCAAGCGGUACGAUGUGUACUUUAAGGCGCCGAGCACCGCCAAGGCGGCAUCGAUCCGUGACGUGAAGGCGGACCAGAUCGGCAAGCUGGUGACGGUGCGUGGUAUAGUGACGCGCUGCACAGAGGUGAAGCCGAUGAUGACGGUUGCCACGUAUACGUGCGAUCGGUGCGGUGCGGAAACGUACCAGCCGGUAACGUCGAUGAGCUUCAAGCCGGCGAUCGAUUGUCCGUCGGAAGAUUGCCGCGUGAACAAGGCGGGUGGUCGGCUGUAUCUGCAAACUCGUGGCUCGAAGUUUGUAAAGUUCCAGGAGAUUAAGAUCCAGGAGCACAGCGAUCAGGUACCGGUGGGUCACAUCCCCCGAUCGCUUACGGUGAUGUGCCGGGGUGAAACGACGCGCUGUGCCCAGCCGGGUGAUCAUGUGGUCAUUACGGGCAUUUUCCUACCGAUCCAGAAGACGGGCUUCCGGGCGAUUGUGUCCGGAUUGUUGAGCGAAACGUUCCUCGAUGCACAUCGGAUUGUUUGUUUGAACAAGUCGGACGAAGGAGAGCUGAACAACGAGCUGACGCAGGAGGAGCUGGACGAGUUGGCGAAGGAUGAUUUCUACACACGCAUCGCCAGCAGUCUUGCGCCGGAGAUUUACGGCCAUUUGGAUGUGAAGAAGGCGCUGCUGUUGCUGUUGGUCGGAGGUGUCGACCGUAGUCCGGAUGGUAUGAAGAUCCGCGGCAACAUUAACAUCUGUUUGAUGGGCGAUCCUGGCGUGGCAAAGUCGCAGCUGCUCGGGUACAUCGAUCGGUUGGCGGUGCGCAGCCAGUACACGACGGGACGCGGUUCGUCAGGCGUCGGUUUGACGGCAGCCGUCAUGAAGGAUCCACUGACCGGCGAGAUGGUUCUGGAGGGUGGCGCACUUGUGCUGGCCGACCAGGGAGUGUGCUGUAUCGACGAGUUCGAUAAGAUGGCCGACGAGGAUCGUGUAUCGAUACACGAGGUAAUGGAACAGCAAACGAUCUCGAUCGCGAAGGCCGGUAUUAUGACGUGCUUGAAUGCGCGCGUUUCCAUCCUGGCCGCAGCGAAUCCCGCGUACGGUCGGUACAAUCCACGCCGUACGAUCGAGCAGAACAUUCAGCUCCCGGCUGCGCUACUUUCCCGCUUCGAUCUGCUUUGGCUCAUCCAGGAUAAGGCCGAUCGGGACAACGAUCUGCGACUGGCGAAACACAUCACGUACGUGCACAGUCACGGUAAGCAGCCACCGUCCCGCAUCAAGACGCUCGAUAUGGCUCUGAUCCGGCGGUACAUUGCACUGUGCAAACGCAAGGUUCCCGUAAUCACACCGGAACUGACGGACUACAUCGUGAAUGCGUACGUUGAGUUGCGCCGUGAGGCACGCAACAGCCGUGACAUGACGUUCACGUCCGCCCGUAAUCUGUUGGGCAUUUUGCGUCUGUCAACCGCACUGGCUCGGCUCCGGUUGGCUGAUACCGUCGAGAAGGAUGACGUGAAGGAAGCGCUGCGACUACUUGCCAUGUCAAAGGAUUCACUGAACCAAACGGAGCAUCGCGACACACACGUACAAAACACCUCGGACAAGAUCUUCGCCCUCGUGCGUGAACUGGCUGGUGAGAGUAAGACCGUGAAGGUAGCCGACAUUAUGGAGCGCUGCACGACCAAGGGCUACAAACCGGACGAGGUCGACGAGUGCAUUGAAACGUACGAGGAGCUGAACGUGUGGCAGGUCAACCAGACGCGAACGAAGAUCACCUUCCUCUAAAGCUGCUGCCACUGCAAUUUUUGUGUUUCCUCUCUUUCUGUUUACGUGCAUGUUGUACGCAUUUGUUUUGUAGCGUUUUACAUCUUCUACUACUCACAUUAUUUACUCCAUUUUUUCUGCUAGCUCUUAAGACAUCUCACUGUACUGUUGAUAAGGAAGUUUUGUGUACCUUUAGAAGUCAUCAUAAUCGAAAGUGUGGUAGAGUGUAGUGCGUAGUGGUUGUGUGAGUUUACUUUUAUACAUUUUUUUCUUUAUUUAGAACUGCCACAAACAUUGCAAGGGGAAGAAGUGCACCUACGACAUUUUGAUGAUUAAAUAAAUUUGAAAAUGGAACGAUUGA